Akanthomyces muscarius is the source of this 837-nucleotide messenger RNA. RefSeq lists its product as uncharacterized. The transcript has a single exon. The coding region runs from base 1 to 837 and encodes 278 amino acids. The record is from RefSeq and is a predicted model, not a curated record. NCBI's taxonomy places the organism in Eukaryota, Fungi, Ascomycota, Sordariomycetes, Hypocreales, Cordycipitaceae. Gene Ontology annotation, molecular function: metal ion binding; RNA binding.
AUGGCGACGGAAACGACCAUGGCCGCGACGGUCUCCGGGGGCCCAGCCGCGACGGUCCUCAACCACUCCGUGAAGCCGUACACGUUUGCCUUUUCGCGCUUCCUCCGCGAGACGUACCAGGUCGGGCUGCCCGUGGACCGGCCCAUAUGCAAGGCGUACCAGACGGGCAGCUGCCCCAACGGCACGCGGUGCACGGAGCGGCACGUCGCCGACGGCAGCAAGGCGUCGUCGUCGUCGCACCACCACCCGACCGGCGGGCUUAACUCGCUCGUCUGCAAGCACUGGCUGCGCGGGCUCUGCAAAAAGGGCGUGCCGUGCGAGUUCCUCCACGAGUACAACCUGCGCAAGAUGCCCGAGUGCAACUUCUUCAUGCGCAACGGCUACUGCUCCAACGGCGAGGAGUGCCUGUACCUGCACGUCGACCCGCUGUCCAAGCUGCCGCCGUGCCCGCACUACGACAUGGGCUUCUGCCCGCUCGGGCCCGUCUGCUCCAAGAAGCACGUCCGCCGGAAGCCCUGCCCGUUUUACCUCGCGGGCUUCUGUCCAGAGGGGCCAGAGUGCAAGCGCGGCUCGCAUCCCAAGUGGUCCAAGAACCUGGACCCGCCGACCGUCAAGCCCGAGCCCAAGACGGAGGAGGAGACGAGGGCCGAGAUGGAGCUGCUGCAGCAGCAGCACCAGGCGCAGCAGCAGGCACAGUCCGGAUACGACGAUGGCGACAGGCAGCGGGAUAAGGAUGAUCGCUUUGGCGGCCGUCAUGGUGGUAGGGGCGGCGGUAGGGGCGGCUGGAGAGGUGGCGGCCGAGGCCGGGGACACUUUAGGGGCAGAGGAGGAUACUAG